Molecule: messenger RNA, 1366 nt
Organism: Truncatella angustata
Lineage: Eukaryota; Fungi; Ascomycota; Sordariomycetes; Amphisphaeriales; Sporocadaceae
Exons: 1
Coding region: 150-1073 (307 amino acids)
Source: RefSeq, a predicted model, not a curated record
AUGAGUAAUUAACACCAACACAUUCACAUCGAUAGCUAAGAGCUCACAAGAAAUACAUUGUAUAUUAUACGUGACAAGAGUUCUUGAUCUAUUUAAACUAUUUCGAAGAACAGGAUUCUCUCUUGUCCUAUCCAGCCACACUAGACACAAUGGAUUACAGCACGAAAAACUCGCAGCGCCCAUCUCACACCAAGAGUGCCUGGGACCCUGAUGUCGUACUCGAACUCAUACAUCCCAUGCGAGGGUGCUAUAGAUGCACUGGAUAUGCUCCCUCAAAGGGGAGGAGAUGUAUGAACCAGGUUGGCUCGUUUGGAAACGGACGAGCGAUGCUUGACAGACUCAGCAGAGGGGACAUCAAUGAAGCCAUUAGGUCUCCGGAUAUGGAAGACGCUGCGUGCUUGACGUUAUGCUAUCUACACAAAGACCAAGCCGGCGAUGUUUCAAGACGAUGGUUAUUGUUGUUAAAGAAAUGGGCUUCACAGAAUGGCAGAGCGCCAUCCGCCUCGAGAUACUCUUCAACAAAAGCAAAUUCAAGACCUUCCGUCGCGCCUACCUGGAAGACAGAGUCCGGAGAGUUUGAAAAUGUCCGAUUCAACCAGGAAGAUGAUCUUCAUCAAAGUAUUGAGGAUCUGCUUUCAGAGCAGCUAGGUCAAAAAAGCCACGAGAGCAAAAGACUGAGAGCGCAAUUACGACUUUUGGCCAAGAUACUGGCAGAGAGAGAGCGGCAAGAGCAGCUGAAGCGCGAGCAAGAAGCCUGUGAUGAGAAGGAACGGAUGCAGAAAGAGAAAGAAAAACACGAGCGCGAAGCCCGCAACAAGGCCGAAAGCGAACGAAAAGAACGAGAGGCGAAGAAAGAGCAGCGGGAGAGGACAGCUCAAGAAAAAGCUGCACGAGAAGCCGAAGCCUGGGCUCGGUCCUGGGAGCAAUACACUGAUGCGUGGGAUAAUAUUAAGAAUCCCAAAUCCAAACAGGUGAGCCGUACCAUUGGGCAUGCCCCGAGCAAUGAUGCUGGAUGUGUCAGUACUAAAUUGAGACUUAGUCCACUGUUGAAAGGGAUAUUCCUUGGCCCGUGAAAUCUGGGCGGUUCUUGGACGUCAGCGCCAAGAGUGUUUGGGAGUUCUUCAAGAGUGCGCCGCCCAAAGACUUAGUGGAUACUGCAGAAUGUAGACUCAAGUUCUUUAACGCGGAGAAUAGGAAGUGGCAUACAGAUAAAAUAUUGCAGCAGUUUGGGACUGACAUCAUGGAAGGGGAAUGUAAGGAGGCGAUGAACAUGAUUGCACAAGUGUUAGUCCAACUGAGACAAGCGGCACAAAGAGAUAGAAAGAGUUGACUCAUAAACUUAAUAUAUGUUAUUGUAUAUUUCCCC